This is a messenger RNA of Acanthopagrus latus (yellowfin seabream), 2376 nucleotides long. RefSeq names its product protein phosphatase 2 catalytic subunit alpha b (gene ppp2cab). Lineage: Eukaryota; Metazoa; Chordata; Actinopteri; Spariformes; Sparidae. The coding region runs from base 259 to 1188 and encodes 309 amino acids. The transcript is spliced from 7 exons. Gene Ontology annotation, cellular component: cytosol. Gene Ontology annotation, biological process: mitotic cell cycle; peptidyl-serine dephosphorylation. The record is from RefSeq and is a predicted model, not a curated record. Gene Ontology annotation, molecular function: protein serine/threonine phosphatase activity.
CACACAAACAAACUUCCAGGCGGGGUGGACCAGCCGACUGACGUCUCCCCUCUCCCUCCCUCCCUUCAGUUUUAAUUCAGUCAAAUCAUAGCGACCUGGCAGCCGGAGUCACUUACAUGCGUCUUUCCUUCAGAGAGCUAGCAGCACUUUCUGUGUUCGCUUUGUAAGCCCCUGAAAAAGGCCAGAACAUCUGGGGGGGAGUAGUCCCUUAACCGAAGCCAGCUAAGGAGCAGCAGCGGCCCCCGAAAACACACAGAAAUGGACGAAAAGGCGUUUACGAAAGAAAUUGAUCAGUGGAUCGAGCAGCUCAACGAAUGCAAGCAGCUAUCGGAGGGACAAGUGAAAACCUUAUGUGAAAAGGCAAAGGAGAUCCUAACCAAGGAGUCAAAUGUCCAGGAAGUGAGAUGUCCGGUGACGGUGUGUGGUGACGUACAUGGCCAGUUCCACGACCUAAUGGAGCUGUUCAAGAUCGGAGGGAAAUCUCCAGACACAAACUAUUUGUUCAUGGGAGACUACGUAGACAGAGGGUACUACUCUGUAGAAACCGUCACUUUACUUGUAGCACUUAAGGUACGCUACCGGGAGCGCAUCACAAUCCUCAGAGGGAACCACGAGAGCAGACAGAUCACACAAGUGUACGGCUUCUAUGACGAGUGCCUAAGGAAAUAUGGUAACGCCAACGUUUGGAAGUACUUCACAGACCUGUUCGAUUAUCUCCCCCUCACUGCCUUGGUAGACUCUCAGAUUUUCUGCCUUCAUGGAGGUUUGUCACCGUCCAUCGAUACAUUGGAUCACAUCAGAGCACUGGACCGUUUACAAGAAGUGCCCCAUGAGGGUCCCAUGUGUGACCUGCUGUGGUCAGACCCAGACGACCGCGGUGGCUGGGGCAUCUCUCCUCGAGGAGCCGGCUACACUUUCGGCCAGGACAUCUCUGAGACUUUCAACCACGCCAACCGCCUCACAUUGGUGUCCCGUGCCCACCAGCUGGUUAUGGAGGGUUACAACUGGUGCCACGAGAGGAACGUGGUGACAAUAUUUAGUGCUCCCAACUACUGCUACCGCUGUGGCAACCAGGCAGCUAUCAUGGAACUAGACGACACCCUCAAGUACUCAUUCUUGCAGUUCGACCCCGCGCCUCGCCGAGGGGAGCCACAUGUCACUCGCCGCACCCCAGAUUACUUCCUGUAAACUCGUGACCUUUGACCCUUGUACAGUCAGGUCCAGUAUUGCCAUGAUGUAUGACCUUCAACCGAUAAGAACAUGAAUGAGGACGGGGUGGGUGGGAGACUGGGGGUGGGGUUACACAGCAGUGCACAUUGUAUAUCCACACAAAGACCUAUUUAAGCAUUUAGCAAAAACAAUGUCUGUGUGUCUAUAAUGGACCAAACGGUGUGUGCCAUAAUCAUUUCAAUAAUUAAUGCUGAGGACUUGUAUUGAGUAUCUCCUCCAGUAUGUAGAACAACAGUGAUGGUUAAAGCUGCUGUAAGCGUUGUUGUCAUUUUAGCUAACUUCCUGUCUGUUUUGCAGUUAGCAGUCCCCUCCCUCCUCUCUACGUUGCCACACUUGCAGGUUUCUUUUCUUUUUGUUGAAGCGCUUUGCCUCUUUCUUUUCUUCAUAUGUUUUUCUUUGCUCAGCCUGUUAUGUAGUAUAAGCUGUCACCACGAGCGCAGGGAUUGGUAGCUUGCAUUGGCCUGCCAUUGCAUUUUAAUGGUAUCAUCCUGCUGUCCGUGCAUUCACGGGCAGACAGGACCGCCUCUUUGUGAUGUCUGUCCUGAUUGGAAAACAUGCGCAGGGAUACCAGAACAUUUCUCUUUUACUGAAUGAGCAGGGGGAGAGGAGGCAUUGGUUACUGACUAAACACAACAGGACACAGAACUAUUUAACACUUAUUUUAAAAAGGAAAAAAAAUGCUUACAGCAGCUUUAAAUUCCUCAUCCUGUACCUGUGUAGCUGGACUGAUGGCACCGAGGUCCAAGAAGAACAUUUGCUACUUUGAAUGCGGCUGUUUGAACCCCACAUGCCCAUGGCUUAUAUUUAGGAGAUCUGAACAUGAUCUGUUUGCACUUUUGUAAAUCUAAAGAAAUGUAACAUAUGUCAAAAGAAGGAAAUUAUUUCACACUACAGAUGUUUGUUUUUUUUUCUUUUUGAUUAUUUUUUAAAAUGACAAAUAAAGCCCCCAUCAGGCAAGUUUUACACAAGGUUUCUUUGUCCUGCGUGACUUUUAAGGAAAACUCUUCUUCUGCAGUCACCCAGCAUGGUGUAUAUGAUUGACAGAUGAUGGAGUGUUCAUCCGCAUCAACUCACUAACUCCCUCUGAACUACAGAGUCUGUAUUAACCAAACCAUUUGAAUAAUAAAGAUGAAGGUGGCUCCUUGA